Messenger RNA from Colletotrichum godetiae, 1525 nucleotides. RefSeq lists its product as uncharacterized. The transcript has 3 exons. The record is from RefSeq and is a predicted model, not a curated record. Bases 395 to 1279 code for a protein of 294 amino acids. Lineage: Eukaryota; Fungi; Ascomycota; Sordariomycetes; Glomerellales; Glomerellaceae.
CCGCACCGAGUCCGGGCGCAACUUGACGCAAUGAGUCGGUUGACUCAUCGCUCGUUGAAAUUCUUCGGCGAACUUGGCCGUUUUCCGAGGCCAAUUAUUUAUUUCAAGAGUCGGAAAUCCGCCUCCCUCCUCGAAAAGUUUUUGGCUUUUUUCUGUUUUCCUCUUUUUUUCAUCAGUCAUGUAUCAAAUCCUGUACUAGCUCUCUCAUGUCAACAACUCGAUACCCAAUACCCAAUACCCUUUCAUGUUUUCCACGAUAUAUCAUCAUCUAUAUACCUGAGUAGUUUCAUCCGAGGUCAUCACAUCUUUUCAUCAAUUGACGUCAAUUGACGACAUCCCAAUAUACAAUAAAAUCUUUUUAAAACAAACAACCGAUUGUCCCACCGCCGCAACAAUGAAGUUGUACCCCUCCAUCAACCCCGACCUCGCCGACUGGGCCGCCCGCCAACCCGUCUUCUUCACGGCCUCGGCCCCAACCCACCACCCCCACAUCAACGUCUCCCCCAAGGGCCUCUCCGCCCACUUCGCCGUCCUCUCGCCCACCUUGGUCGCCUACAUUGACCGCACCGGCUCCGGGUGCGAGACCAUUGCCCACAGCUACGAGAAUGGCCGGCUGACGCUCAUGUUCAUGUCUUUUGGCCCCGCCCCGCGCAUCUUGCGUCUGUUUUGCAAGAGCAGGAUCGUGGAGUGGGAUCACCCGGACUUUGACUCGUGGAUGAAGCGUAUUAUCCCGCAAGGCGAGGCUGGUAAUAGGGACUCGUAUGACGGGGCUAGGGCCGUUGUUAUUGGCGAGGUGUGGGAGGUGCAGACGAGCUGCGGGUAUGGUGUCCCCAUGGUGCGGAAGGAACUCUAUGCGCCUGCGACGGCGUCUGAGGACGGGACGCUCGAGAAGGCGCAGCAGCAUCACGACAUUGUCGACAACGAUAAAGAGGAGCCCGCCAAGAGCAAAGACGAGCUCUCCGUCUUUGAGGAGCGACCCACCCUCGACUUUUACUGGAAGAAGCGCGUCGACAAUAAUACCGUCAAUAAGUACCAGGUCGAGACGAACCGCACCUCCAUCGACGGCCUACCUGGCUUGAAAGCCGCGCGGCGGGAUGCCGGGGAGACGCUUUGGGUUGCGGAUGCCAAGGCCCAGGUCUUGCGCGCUGCGAGAGAGACGCGUGGGGUCGUGUUGGGGGUUUUGAUUGCUGUUUUGGUGUAUUUCCUCACGGGGGUCAUGAGUGGCUUGGUGGUGAAGUGGCAGGCUUCGAGGGAGCAUAAUUGGAUUUGGCCCAAUUAAGGGAACGGGAGAGUUCGUGGGUGGGAAAUUGCUGGUGUCGGGUUUGGUCUCUCGGAGGUUUGGAUUUAAAAAUGAAAGAUAAUUCACUAUUAGUAUGUGCGAAGUAAAACCUGACUGUUUUAGUAAAGAACGCGGAUACUUCCAUUGUCAAUUGUGAAGCUAUCGCGGAGUUCCAGAUACGGGAAAAGAGAGAGAGAGAGAGAGCUUGGAUUCGACGAUAGCCGGCCCUCCGCACUGCGAAUAGAA